AUGGUAGAGAACAGCCAUGUAGACUCUGGUGGGAAUCAGUCGCUUGAGGAUUCGCUCGAGACGUCCUUGAUAACGCUAUGGAGGCUCUUCGAGAAGCCCGUGGAUGUCGCGAUAUCGCAGAGCGUUGGGGCCUAUCGUGGCCGUGACGAGGUGCUGGUGGCGGAUGUGUUUCGUGAGCAGAGAGUUGGGAUAAACCAAUACAUGAGCGCGGCAUUGCAUAUCGAGGCAGUGCUUUCGAUUCUGACGGGCACUUGGAGUCUGGAAGCGAUGCAAGGGGGACUGGUUGACCUUGCGGUCGGCCCGAACGACGGCGUGCGAGAUUUCUAUGAGAUUACGAGGGACCCCGAGGAAGUUUACUUUUGCAAGAAUGAGAAAAUCCACAGCACUGCGUUCGCAAAUUUCUCUAUCUUCGGUUUAUCUCUCAUCUUCACCAUCGGAGGCAUAAUCAUCAUCACCAACUGCGUUAUCGAGUUUUCGCUCCAAUCGCACCUACGAUGCAUCCAUCGGCACCGGUCCCGCAUAUCAUACAAGCGUCUGGAAUGGAACUCAAACUGUGUGAUCCAACUUCAGCACCUGGCACACGAGAGCGCAGGCUGCGGCACCUGGUCGUCCUGUGAUGAUACGCCGGUUACGCAACCGGGAGAGCGAUUAGCAGUCCUGGAUGCAAGAAACGUCACAUCCUAA
Molecule: messenger RNA, 684 nt
Organism: Trematosphaeria pertusa
Lineage: Eukaryota; Fungi; Ascomycota; Dothideomycetes; Pleosporales; Trematosphaeriaceae
Exons: 3
Coding region: 1-684 (227 amino acids)
Source: RefSeq, a predicted model, not a curated record